This is a messenger RNA of Acanthocheilonema viteae, 423 nucleotides long. NCBI's taxonomy places the organism in Eukaryota, Metazoa, Nematoda, Chromadorea, Rhabditida, Onchocercidae. The record is from the annotation of a GenBank genome assembly.
AUGUCUGCUGAGAAUUCGACAGUUUCGGGGGUUCCCGAUCCAAAUCAUUCGAGUGGAGAUUCUUUGCUAGCAGGAACUCCCGCUACGGCCUAUGUCACCGUUCGUGCGUCCAACGAGGAGAAAGCGAGAAAUUCGGGAAAAGAUUCCGAGAGUUUCCUUGUUGGAGAUACUAACCUAACCGCUGGACAGAGUGGUGGAGCAGAGAAUCGCAACACAGAAUGUAAUCCGACUGCUCCGAAAGCUGAUGCACCUAAUCGUGGUCGAAGCUUGGCGAAAGAUAAUCCAGGCCUUCGCAAUAGAGGAAGUUCGCCGAUGUCACUCACGGGAGCUGCAAGACUGAUUGCGAUGCGCAGAGGUUUUAUUGGAUAUCGCCGUCAUCCCACUCCGUUCCCCUCCAAAAAUCGUCGUCGCAACAAAAAGUAA